UUGUCUGUAGAUAGACUCACAGGUGCUGGACUGCGGGGGAGUGUUUGUGUUACAAUUUGUUUCGUUCGGUGCAUAGCGAAGCAUCAACAACGUGCGGUGAAUUGGACUGAAUUUUAUUUCCUAAUAUUUAAAGGCAGAAACAGCGAUAACGGAGUUUUACAAGGACGUGAGUGUAAAACAUAUCUAUACACUUUGUUAUCAAAGUAUCUUCCUCAUUUCUUAUUGAUAAAUUAUUUUAUCAUAUAAUUUUACUUUAAGUUGCAAGAGUAAAUAGCAGAUAUGAAGUAUACAGUUAAAAACAACAUUUCCACAAAUAAUAGCAAGUUGGCAGUUAACACGAGGAACCCAGUUGCCAGAAGGAUUCCAAGGAAAAAGAAGAAAACGUACAAUCCAAGAAUUCAGAGAGGUGUUUUAUAUCUUUCACACCUUCCGCACGGAUUCUAUGAGGAGCAGCUUGACAAGUACUUUAGCCAGUUCGGGACAGUUACAAAUGUUUGUGUGCCCAGAAGCAAAACCGGGAGAUCCAAGGGGUAUGCAUUUAUUGAAUUCAAACAUGCAGAAGUAGCUGAAAUGGCAGCUUUCACUAUGGACAAUUAUCCGAUGUUCAAUCGUCUACUCAAAGCAAAAUACCUACCGCCCAAUCAGCAGAAACCGCACUUGUUUCGAUUUUCAAACAGAUCAAAUGUAAAGAAAACCUCCGUUUCAGAAAAGGCACAGCAGUCUCUGAAUGACAACCGCAUCAAGAAAAACAGAUGUCUUGAUCUAGCUACUGAAGUCGCGGUUUUAAAAAGCUUGAUCAAGAAGAAAAAAGAACUUGAGGCUAGAUUGAAAAAUCUGGACGUUAAUUAUAAGUUUGAUGUCAAGAAAUCAAAUGUUGUUUUACUUGAGGAUAUAAACUCUUAAGAGAAAGAAUUCAGAAACAAAAUUAAUUAAAUACAUACAUUGUAUCAUGUUAACUAUGGACAAAGAAGAAGAUAAUUUUAAUUCCUUAAUAUAGAAAACUUCUCUUCAACCAUUAAUGAUUUAAGAAAUGUGUACAUAUUAUAAAUUGCCCUCUUUUAGCACAAAGUGUUUAGUAAAAUAAGGUAUUACUUUUAUAGUAUUAUAAAGUCAACCAAAAUGUUGUAAAAUAAGUCCUAGUUGGAUUAAGCAAUAAUUGUUCCGCCAAGACUAUUGUAAUACAAUUUCUUGUAGUUCUUUUUGCCAAAUUAUAUUAUAAUAAAACAGAAUGUGUCGUUUU
Messenger RNA from Homalodisca vitripennis (glassy-winged sharpshooter), 1240 nucleotides. RefSeq names its product MKI67 FHA domain-interacting nucleolar phosphoprotein-like. Gene Ontology annotation, cellular component: nucleolus. Bases 280 to 903 code for a protein of 207 amino acids. The transcript has 2 exons. Gene Ontology annotation, molecular function: RNA binding. NCBI's taxonomy places the organism in Eukaryota, Metazoa, Arthropoda, Insecta, Hemiptera, Cicadellidae. Gene Ontology annotation, biological process: maturation of LSU-rRNA from tricistronic rRNA transcript (SSU-rRNA, 5.8S rRNA, LSU-rRNA). The record is from RefSeq and is a predicted model, not a curated record.